GAAAAAGCGUACACAACGAUAAGACAAUGCGUUAUAUCUACGUUUAGAAGUGAUGGUUUACUGGCGUUUUAUCAAGGUGCUGGUAUCAAUGCCUUAAGGAUCCUCCCAGGAACCUGCGUUACAUUCGUCGUGUAAGUACAUCCCCAGAUUUCACCAAAGAUCACGUCUCUGAUUUAUUUCUUACUAUAAAGGUAUGAAAACAUUUCACGCAUUUUACAAACGCGGUCUAAGAUCUUAACUUCUUAAUCGUCCGCGCUAAAUUCGCCGGAAUGCUUAUCACCUGCCAAUUAGGGUUUAAAUUGACUUACCUUCCUUAUUUGUAAACCAUUAAUUUGCCAACUAUAACCGGCAACCUAAGCUUUUGAUUCCUUCUAGUUCUAACGUUGGAGAUGUCACAAUUAGAAAAGCGACAAUCUUCACUACCGACGCUGAUAAACAUACUGAAUAAAGACAAUAGCAACAGGGGUAAACCGACUGGCAUAUUUGGUUUCUUUUGCAGACCACUAUUUCAAAUAGUAAUUAUAGGCUUCGUAUGCUUUUGUGGUCCUGGAUUGUUCAACGCUCUAACCGGUCUCGGUGGUGGUGGUCAAGCUGAUCCAAGUAUCGCUAACAAAGCUAACGCUGCAUUAUACGCGACAUUCGCGACAGUAGCAUGGUUUGGUGGUAGUGUUGUCAACCUUAUCGGUCCAAUACCUGCUAUGAUGAUUGGUAGUGCUGGUUAUUGCCUUUACAUUGGUUCAUUCCUCGCACUCAACAUUCAUCCAGGUGCUGGUGCUUUCAACAUUGCUGCAGGCGCUAUAUUAGGUUGUUGUGCAGGUCUCCUAUGGACAGCACAGGGUUCACUCAUGUUAUCGUACCCUACUGAGGACAAGAAAGGUCUCUACACGUCUGUCUUCUGGGUCAUUUUCAACCUUGGUGGUGUCAUUGGCUCUGCCGUCUCAGUAGGAACAAACUGGGAGAGCGACCAGGGUGGUGUUUCAAACUCAACCUAUAUAGCAUUCGUAGUCAUUACAGGUGUUGGUGUAUUACUUCCCCUUACUCUUCGCAAUCCUAAGAAGAUGUUGCGUGAAGAUGGUACUUCAGUUGUUAUUGAAAGACAAACAACUUGGAAGACCGAAUUGUUAAAUCUGUACAGAUCACUAGUUGAUGAUCCAUGGAUCGCACUCCUGUUUCCAUUUUUCUUUGCCUCAAACUGGUUCUACACUUAUCAGUUCAAUGAUUUCAAUGCAGCGUUACAUAAUGUCAGAACGCGAUCAUUGAAUGGAUUAUGUUAUUGGUUAUCACAAAUCGUAGGAGCUGUUAUAUUCGGUCAAUUACUUGAUAUUUCAAGAUUCAAUCGUCGUUGGAGAGCAACUUUCGGAUGGUGUGUACUAUUCGCCAUGGUUUGGGCCACAAAUGCUGGUUUCUACACUAUACAGAAAGAGUUUUUCCAUAUACCAGACGACGAAAUAAAAGAAAUGGACCUUAAAGAUGAUGGAUACGCCAAUAGAAUUGUGUUAUAUAUAUUCGCAGGUGCAUUAGAUGCCGCAUGGCAAACAUACGCGUAUUGGAUGAUGGGAUCAAUGUCAAAUGAUCCAUCAAAGUUAGCAUUCUAUGCUGGAUUUUAUAAAGGUCUUCAAAGUGCAGGUGCAGCUAUUAUUUGGGCUAUCGAUGGUCAAAUUGGAUCACUGGGUGCAUUGUCUUCAUCUUGGGCUUUCAUGGCCGGUGGUCUACUUCUUGCACUUCCAAUGGUUUGGUGGCGUAUCAAACCACAUACUACUAUAGAAGAUGAAACGAUGGUUCGCAAUAUAGAUGACGUAAAUCAAGCGAUACAUGAAAGCGAGCUUUCUAAUGGUUUAGGUGACGCAGACCCAGGAGCUUCGCAAGAACAUUUUAAGAAAUAAACUCCUUUUAAAGGAAUUGUACUUUUAUUCACGGAACUUUAUGUACUUUCUUUCACUUUUUAAUUAAUCGAAUGA
Molecule: messenger RNA, 1958 nt
Organism: Wallemia mellicola CBS 633.66
Lineage: Eukaryota; Fungi; Basidiomycota; Wallemiomycetes; Wallemiales; Wallemiaceae
Product: MFS general substrate transporter
Exons: 4
Coding region: 390-1883 (497 amino acids)
Source: RefSeq, a predicted model, not a curated record